Amaranthus tricolor (Joseph's coat) is the source of this 4669-nucleotide messenger RNA. RefSeq names its product protein SUPPRESSOR OF PHYA-105 1-like. Gene Ontology annotation, molecular function: protein binding. NCBI's taxonomy places the organism in Eukaryota, Viridiplantae, Streptophyta, Magnoliopsida, Caryophyllales, Amaranthaceae. The coding region runs from base 481 to 3510 and encodes 1009 amino acids. Gene Ontology annotation, biological process: photomorphogenesis. The record is from RefSeq and is a predicted model, not a curated record. The transcript is spliced from 11 exons.
AAAUUUCACAAAAAAAAAAAAAAACCCAAUAAAUACAUAAACCAGAGUUUCCUACUAAGACUGGAAAUAUAUUUUUGGCAUUAAUAUUUAUUUCAAAAAUAAAAAAAGAACUUAUUUUUGUGGCCAAGAAAAUUCGGUGAGGGAAUGCGAAUCUCAGAAUGGAUUACCGCUACAGCCCCUUGAAGAGAAAGAAAGUAUCUUUAAGUUUUGGGUACCUUCCCUUUUCAUUGUUUGGAAAUAAGGGCAGUGCACAAACCAAUUAUAGAUUGAAUUUUUUCAAAGUUUUUUUGUGGAGUAGAAGCAAAAUCCCACUUCUAAUUUGUAUCCAUUAUAAGAUUACAAGUUAAAGAUAUUUUCUUUUCCAUUUUUACUUCCUUCAACCUUCAAUUCCUCAACUGGUGUAAACUAUGAUGUUUGAGCUGGUUCAUUUGGCACUGCACUGCGGAGGCAAUUGCUGCUAAUGAUUUAGGAGAUAUCAAGAUGGAUGGUUCAAACAUGCCAUUGAAAAAAGAGGAUUGCCCUAUGUUGGCUUCACCUGUCACAUAUGAUCGAAUGAAAGGUCCGUUGUCGGUUACGUCAGAUGAUAAUCAUACAGGCGCAAUGGAAAGCAGUAGUUCAAAGCAAGGUGGGUUAAAAUUUUCAGGAUUAGAGCCGCCUUGUGUCAGCUCUCAGCCAAGUGAACAAACAAACCAUGUUGUAACGAAUUCUAAAACUGAAAAUUACAAGGACCAUGUGUUAGAUUUAGCCAGAUUUCCAAGAAGCAAAGAUUUAAUUUUAAGGAAGGGACAGUGGCCACACUUGUAUCAGAUGGUUGGUGGCCCUAAGCUUUCAGAUUCUCCAGGAGAUCCACUCUCAAGAGCUCAGGAUAAGCUCAUGGUUAGCAUGCGGGAGCAUUCCAGAAAAGGCGAUGCUGAUGCUUGGAAUCUGAGGCACGUGAAGGCCAAACAUGUUGAUGAGACAGGAAAAGUAUGCAUUGAUACGAUGCAUGGGAAGGAUCUCAAUUCCGAUACGGCAUUGCUUCCUCAGGAUGCGAGGUCGAGAAUAUUAUCCACAUCAAGCUUCUCUCACUUUUUUGGGAAGAAAACCACAAAGGGUAAAGGGAUCAUCAAUGGCCAGCCAGGAGUCAAAACUGAUCUUGACAACUGCGGUAACGUGGAGAGUAAUGGAAAGUUGGCUACCACUGCAGGAAUGACUUCUUAUGUCCAAAUGCAACGUUUGCAAUGUUCCAACAGUGGGAUUGUAAGCAACGCUGGAGUUUCCUUGAGAGAAUGGCUUAAGUCGGGGCCUUCAGAGAAGAACAAGGUUCAAAGCCUUAGCCUUUUCAGGCAAAUUGCUGAGCUUGUAAGUUUGGCACAUUCUCAAGGUGUUGUUCUGCAACAAUUGUGGCCUUCAUAUUUUGUUAUUUUACCGUCAAAUAAGGUCAAGUAUAUUGGAUCUUCAACCCAAAUAGACUCGCAUGUUUCCAAGUCUUUGGUUGGAUGCAAGAAAAGGCCUCCAGAAGAAAACAUCAAUGCUUUCUGUAUACCUGGUGUAAAGCACCAAAAACUCCUGCCAGACAUGGAAAUGCAGAAUCAUCAAUCCCCAACCUCCUUGGUGAAUGGGUUUAAGACCCCCAAAGUUUGUAAAACCAGGUAUGACGAAGUUAGCUCUUCUGGCUCUCAAAAUCCUGAUAACAAGGCUUUAGCCAUGGUACGGCAUCAGGUUAAUAGAUCGGAGAACUCUCCUCCGACAGAUCUUCAGCUGGAGGAGAAGUGGUAUUCUUGUCCAGAAGAGAUUGAUGGGAAGGCUUACAAUUUUUCAUCUAAUAUAUAUUGUCUUGGAGUUAUCCUUUUUGAGUUGCUUUGCCCUUUCGAUUCAAUGGAAGCUCAUUCCGCUGCAAUGUUUGACCUGCACUACCGGAUUUUGCCUCCAUUCUUUCUGUCUGAAAAUGCAAAAGAAGCUGGAUUUUGCUUGUGGCUUAUACAUCCUAAUCCAUCAUCGCGUCCAACAAUUAGUGAAAUUCUUCUUUCUGACCUUAUAUCUGGAUCCCAAGAGCUGAACUUUAAUGAUGAAUUGAUAAUGGCAACCGAUAAUGUUGAUAUGGCCGAAUCUGAGCUUCUACUGGAUUUUCUAGUUUCCUUGAAAGAGAAGGAGGAGGACAGAGCAGUGAAGUUAGUUGAAGAUAUUAGAUGCAUAGAAGCUGAUAUAAAAGGGCUGCAAGGAAAGUUUUCUUAUAAAGUAUCCCCUCGUCUUGCAAACAGGGAUCACAGUCUUCAAGACUUCAUUAAAUCAAUUGCUAGAUCGGGUAGGAAUGAAGAUAGGUUAAGAAAUGAUUUGAAACAGCUUGAAAAGGCUUACUUUUCAGUGCGAAGUCAAACUACUCUAACAACCGGCACUAGUCGAGCAGAUAAAAGUUUUCUUAAGAAGAGGGAAACUUCUUCACUGGUGCAAAAUGAGAAGGAGAUGACGAGCAUGGAUCGUAAAUCUGCGACUGGGUUAGAUGUAUUUUUCGAAGGUCUCUGUAAGUUUACUUGCUAUAAUAAAUUUGAGUUGCGUGGAACAUUAAGAAAUAGUGAUCUUCUGAACUCUGCUAAUGUUAUUUUCUCCCUGAGCUUUGAUCGUGAUGAAGAAUACAUUGCUGUUGCUGGAGCUUCCAAAAGGAUUAAGAUAUUUGAGUAUUCUGCUCUUGUAAAUGAUACUAUAGAUAUUCACUAUCCUGUGAUUGAGAUGGUAAACAAAUCCAAGCUCAGCUGCAUUUCAUGGAACAGCUACAUCAGAAACUAUUUGGCUUCUACUGAUUAUGAUGGUGUCGUUCAGGUAUGGGAUGCAAGCACGGGCGUGGGGUAUUCUCAGUACACAGAACAUCAGAAAAGGGCUUGGUCAAUUGACUUUUCUCGAGUUGACCCAACCAGGUUCGCUAGUGGAAGUGAUGAUUGCUCUGUGAAACUCUGGUGCACUAAUGAUAAACAAUCAACAUGCACCAUCUGGAGUCCUGCCAAUGUCUGCUGUGUACAGUUUUCCCCCUACUCUUCUCAUCUUUUAGUGUUUGGUUCUGCUGAUCACAAGAUUUAUGGGUAUGAUCUGCGGCACAUGAGAAUCCCUUGGUGUACAUUGGCUGGUCAUGAGAAGACUGUUAGCUAUGUCAAAUUUUUGGAUUCCGAAAUGCUUGUUUCUGCUUCAACUGAUAACACAUUAAAGCUUUGGGAUCUUAGCAAAACAAGCUUAUCUGGGAUGUCCUCAGAUGCUUGUCAUUUGACCUUCAGUGGUCAUACUAACAAAAAGCAUUUUGUAGGUUUGUCUGUUUUGGAUGGAUACAUUGCAUGUGGUUCAGAAACUAAUGAGGUUUAUACGUACUACAGAUCCCUGCCAAUGCCCAUCGCCUCUUACAAACUGAGUUCUAUCCAUCCUAUUUCUCAGCUUGAUGUCAGGGAGGAUGGACUUUUUGUAUCGAGUGUCUGUUGGAGAAGAAAAUCAAACACUGUUCUUGCGGCUAAUUCUAGUGGAAGUGUAAGAUUAUUGCAGCUGGUAUGAAAACUUGUUUAGAAUGUCCGGUUCUCGCCAGCGGUGCCAAUCGCUAAAGUUUAUUUCCUGAAACCCUUAUACUGUCGACACCUAGUCGUCUCUUUUGCUGUCAGUGUAGAAAGUUCUGUGGACUCAACAUUCAGCUAUUAGAUUUGCGGUAUUCUCUUAUCGAUAUUCAGCAAGAUCAAUGUCUCUUACAUUGAUUUUUGACGUUUUGAUCUUGAAACUACGUGUUAGGGGCCGCCGUGUUCCUAAAGUGACUUCCUCUUGUUCAUCGUUGUCUGGUAUGGGGUGAGAGUAGGGUGGAGCAGAUGUUAAGUGGACCUAUUGGGAGAGGCGGAGAACGCAACACAGCAAAUUAGUGAUGUGUAUUGGUCAGGUGUUGGCAUUGCUGUUUUUUCUGGCAUUCGUGUAAUGUUAGAAGUCCGGAAAAGAUCGUUUGGUGCUAUAAAGAAGCUUUACUGCUCGUUUCUCAAAGUAUACUUGCUCGCUCUGCUGCAUAGGAACCAAACUCUUCGUUUCCGUAUUAGACGGGGGAGGAUAAUCUGUCGUCGUAUGUUCAUCUCCAGAGAUAGAAACUGCUUCACUUCCAGAUUCUGAGGAAAUGGCUCAUUGCUCGUCCAAGAAGGAAACUUUUUUAGCAAUCCCGACUCGAUAUCAUUGUAAUCGAUAGCAAGACCAGGGAUGUCUGGGUGGCUGUACUCCGGGUUCAUCACAAGAUACCUUUUUAUAUGCCGAAGUAUCCUGCAAAUGGACGAGAAACUCGGCCGUUGAUCCGGGUCAGAAUGCCAACAUCUCCUGGUUAAAUUUGUCACAUAUUUUGGGCAGUGAUACGGGAAAAGUGGCCGUUCCCCUGCCCGAAUGUUUCGGCUCAUCUUGUCUCCGUGAAGAUGUGUGUCCUCGAAAGGAAUCUUUCACGUCAGAAGUUCAAAGCAGAUCAUCCUGAAGCCGUACACAUCUGAUUUGUCCCUGUACUUAACAUCUGUUGCUUCGCCUUUCGACUCUUCCUGCUCCAUUAAUACUUCUGGUGCAUGCCAAAUAUAGGACUGUUCCUCACCGUGAUUUGAAUUCUUUUGAGGGGGGCAUACGACCAAUGGUAGACCAAAUCUCGUGAUCUUUACAUGUACAAAAUUCUCCGAGGAAGAGUUGUUUCUUGCUUUGGAAAGAA